Messenger RNA from Lodderomyces margitis, 828 nucleotides. Its product is annotated as rRNA-processing protein. Gene Ontology annotation, cellular component: nucleolus; 90S preribosome. Bases 1 to 828 code for a protein of 275 amino acids. Gene Ontology annotation, biological process: maturation of SSU-rRNA from tricistronic rRNA transcript (SSU-rRNA, 5.8S rRNA, LSU-rRNA). The record is from RefSeq and is a predicted model, not a curated record. The transcript has a single exon. Lineage: Eukaryota; Fungi; Ascomycota; Pichiomycetes; Serinales; Debaryomycetaceae.
AUGCCCAAACAUACAAAAAUAAGGCCGACAUAUGACCUGGAAUCCUCAGAUGAAGAGCUGGAGUACCAGAAACAGAAGCUACUGAACCCUUUAAAGAGGGUGAAGGAAGACGAAGAGGACGAUGAGCUAUCCACCGUUUCAUUUGGAACAUUACGUAGUGCUCAAUCCAGAUUGCAGAAUGAAAGAGCCAGUUUCCAGAGUGAUAGCGAACCAGAAGAAUUCUUCCAAGAGUCAGACUCUGACUCGGGUCCUGAAGAAACCAGUUCGAGUAGUCAUAAGAAGAGAAGCAAACAUGCACCAGCUGAAGCAUCGAGCAAGAGGCCCGUAUCCAGAAUUAGAGACAUCCAGGGCCUACCUUCAAGAAAGUCACAAACCUUGCACACUGAUAUUCGGUUUGAUGCAGCUUACGGGAAAGCUGAUUUGAAUCAGGCUAGAAAGAAUUAUGCGUUUUUGGAUGACUAUCGUAAGCAAGAGAUCCAAAACAUGGAGCAAAUUUUAAAGGACAAGAAAUCAAAGUUGGAUGAGGAGGAAAAGGACGAGAUCAGGUUACAGCUUCAAUCUUUGAAAUCGAGAAUGGACACUUUGAAAAAUCGUGACUUGGAGAAUCAAGUCUUGAAGGAGUACAAGAAGAAGCAAUAUCAAAACGUAAAGGAGGGCAAGUCAAGCCAACCACACUUUUUGAAACGCGGUGAUAAGAGGAAAAUUUUACAGAAAGCCAAGUAUGACAGCAUGAAACCUAAGCAGAGAGAAAAGGCAAUGGAAAGAAAGAGAAAGAGAAGAUUAGGAAAAGAAUUUAGACAAUUGGAAUUCAGACCCCGUAAUGAGUAG